Racocetra fulgida is the source of this 261-nucleotide messenger RNA. The record is from the annotation of a GenBank genome assembly. NCBI's taxonomy places the organism in Eukaryota, Fungi, Glomeromycota, Glomeromycetes, Diversisporales, Gigasporaceae.
AUGGCUCAACUUUUUAAUUCAACCUCAUACUACAAUCCCUUUAACCAGCCUAACCAACCCGCUACUAUUGAAAACCUCGUUGCACUGAUUAGGGCACUUAUUCAACAAAUACAGCGCUUAGAUAAAAAGUGCAAUUUGUUUCUAACAACACUUACCACGGAACAGCAUAAAGUGGUUUUAAAUAUAAUAAACCAAAAAUUUCCUGAAGCUACUGAUGAUAAGCAGAUUCCCGAGGCCUUGGAAUUUACAUUGGGCUAUUAG